UGUCCUUUCACUGAGCUCAUCGCGACUGGCAUGAUCUCAAGACUAGUAGGCGGCCGCAUAACACUCCGAUACUCCCCGAGGCUUUACCAGAGUUCCCCAUUCAUCCUCUCAUUGAGGUGCGCUGGGUUGAGCACCAUGGCAAAGUUGCCGCGUUUGCCCGUGCCAGACCUUCGCAAGACGCUGGACCGUUACCUGCAGUCUAUUCAGCCUUUUCUGCGCGAAGACGAGGCACGCGGUCACUCUCUUUUUGAAGCAAGCUACGAAAAACGUGUUCAAUGGGUAGAUGAUUUUGAGAAAGGUAUCGGCCGCCUUUGCCAGCAUAAACUCCAUGAACUGGACGCUCGGUCGCCACAUAACUGGCUAGACGAUAAUAUUUGGACAAACCAUGCCUACCUUUCAUGGCGUGCCCCGCUCCUCAUCAAUUCUAACUGGUGGCUUACAUUCAUUAAUGAUCCGUCCAUACCCGAGUCGAUCUUGCGCGGUGACACUAGAUCAGGUAUUGAACCCUGGCAAGUGCGCCGGGCCGCGUGCAUAUUACAUCGCGUUCUAGACUGGCGCGCCCGCAUGGUUAACCAGCAUCCAGACCCUGAUACAACCCGUACUGGUGUCUGGCUCCUCACUAAUACGGAGAAGAUGUUCAACACAUGUCGCUUACCAAGAGCUGGAGCGGAUGUCCUUGCAACCAGGAAUCCGGCAUCUGAACAUGCCCAGGAUAUCAUGCUCAUGUUAUAUGAUUUUGUGUAUACUGUAAGGGUCUGUGAGGAUGAUCGGACACCGUUGCCUGUACAGACCAUUGAGGAUGGAAUACGUGCGGUAGUACUGGACGUAAUUAAGAGAAUAGAGUCUGGGGAAAGCGCCGUGCCAGUUGGUGUCUUGACCUCGGAUGAUAGAGACCGUUGGGCAGAGAAUUAUCAACACUUGCUCUCCCUUUCACCCACAAAUGCCAUGACCUUCUGCGCUAUCAACGAAUCUAUAAUGGCUCUUUCUCUCGACCACUACACUGCCAUGCCAUCGCAUUACCCAACCCCUACCUCACCAAGUUCUUCCCAAUCAUCUCACGCAAGCAUCCCAGCAUUAGACUCCGACGCAGAAGUCCACGCACACCUUCACAACACCCGCUCCCCUCCCCGAGCUCGGAACAGAUUCUUCGACAAAAACCUGACCCUAUCAUUAGAGCGCAAUACCCGUGCUGGCGCAAUGGGUGAACACACACCUGUCGAUGCCUUGGUGCCCAGCAUCGUCUUUGAUUACAGUGUCAUUACUGGUAUCGACUCUUCUGCAUUCUCAGAGCCUGUUCCGCGCCCUCUUACUUUAGAAGAGGCUCGUGUGAGUGAUGAUGGAAAAGGAUGGACCCGUUUGGACUGGGUGAUUGACGAGCGGAUCGAAACUCAGAUAAGAGAAGCGGAAGGACGGGCUCAGGCCUCGAUCAAUAACUCAGAGGCAGGGAUUUUGGUAUUCGGGGAAUAUGGAGCAGAUUGGAUAAGUAGUGUUGCCCGCCUUCCGCCAGACGCCUACACCCAACUUGCACUUCAACUCGCCUGGUACCGCUCCCGCGGAUUCCUCACAGCGACCUACGAAACAGUCCUUACGCGAAUGUUCAAUGCUGGCCGUACAGAGUGCGUGAGGAGUGCAAGUGUGGAGGGGUUAGACUUUGUUCAAGCUGCUAAGGAAUGGAGAUGCGGAGCUGCGUAUGUGGCAGAGGGGGGCCAACACGAAGUGGAGCCUCGCGCACUUCUUUCCCUCCUCCAACACGCCAUCCAGACUCAUGCAAGGCGCACGAGGGAAGCUGCUACGGGUCGUGGAAUCGACAGGCACUUAUUAGGCCUGAAGUUGAUGCUCGAAGAACUCCCUGUAGAUGCGUCCACAUCUACUUCCUCCUCCUUGGACUCUUCCUCGAGUUCAAGUCCCACCGAUCCCCCGCAAAAACGUACGCACUCUCUCUUCACUGACCCUCUUUUCUCUCGCUCUCAGGAGUGGAAGCUCAGUACUAGUGCCCUGAGCUCCGGUGACCAAUUCCGAGGCACCGGCUUUGGAGCUGGCUGGGAAGAUGGUUAUGGGAUUAAUUAUCUCAUAGCACCCCACCGCAUCAAAUUCUGUAUAGAGUCCAAAUUCUCGUCCCCUCUCACCUCCACGAACAAGUUCAAGCAGCAUAUCGCAGAUGCGCUCCAGGACAUGCGGGCGAUUUGCGAGGCUGGAGAACUCGAGUUGGAAGACAGAAAGGAGAAAUCAGUGGAUGGGGUAGACACGCGGGUGCAGGCGCGGUUAUAGGCCUGGUGUCGAACAAGUAGAUAAUCGCAAGCGAUCGAACACCCAUGCCAGUUCGAUAGAAGCUUGUUAGAUGCUCGAUCAAGAAUUCCAUACUUGCAUGAAACGGUUAUCAACGACCGUCCUCGCUUAUCACCUGCCCAACUUGUGUUGGUGAUUACGACGUCUAAACUCUACUAGAUCACCCUACUCUCAUUCGCACAAAACUAAACUAUACCUACUUAUCGUAUACUACACAAUACACCACUCAGACAAUUGAAACGAGAAAACUCG
Molecule: messenger RNA, 2538 nt
Organism: Suillus subalutaceus
Lineage: Eukaryota; Fungi; Basidiomycota; Agaricomycetes; Boletales; Suillaceae
Product: acyltransferase ChoActase/COT/CPT
Exons: 7
Coding region: 31-2268 (745 amino acids)
Molecular function (GO): acyltransferase activity
Source: RefSeq, a predicted model, not a curated record